Messenger RNA from Equus caballus (horse), 3067 nucleotides. The record is from RefSeq and is a predicted model, not a curated record. NCBI's taxonomy places the organism in Eukaryota, Metazoa, Chordata, Mammalia, Perissodactyla, Equidae.
AUUUUCCCUUUCUAAAACAAUGAGAUGAGUUUGUUUUGGUGCUUUUUGUUUUUUUGUUUGUUAAUUAAAAGGUAAAUAAUGCUUAUUUCUGCUUCCUGUUUUCUUGGCUUGACUAAUUACUUUUAAUGGAGAACUCAAUUUAACUUUCUUCUUUUUUCUACUCUUUAAUUAAAGGGUAGUCCAUGAUGGUAAGUCAUAGAACUCUGCCCUCUGCACUUCAGCCCAUGACCUCAGGAUGGCCUGAUUGGCUGCCCUGCUCUCCAGCCAAUCCAGUGCAAGCUCUCAUCCGAGAUUCACUGAAGUGGUCCAUAUCCAUCUGGCAGCAUCUUCUAGUUCUGUCGGGGUGUCCAAAGGAUUUGUAUAUUUGUUUCUAGAAGUAACUAUUCAACAUGCCUGUGUAUUUAAUGUAUACCUGUAACUAUCAAAAUGAAUAGUUCAUUUUUGAUAGAUUUCUUGUUCAGAUAUUAUGAAUUAAAUGAUUUUUUUUGUUAGGAAUUUGACUAGAUUUCUAUUUUUAGUAUGUAUAGCAUGAAUUCUAUCAAAUGAAACUACAACUUGCAGCUUAAAAUGGGCAUCAUUCCCAUACUGGAUGAAUUUCUAGCUGCUGGGUUGUUGCAGGCAAUAAUAUUAGAAGUACUACUUCAUUCUUAAAAGACAUUGUUAACAUAAGCACUGUAGAACUUGGACUUCUGAGAUGCAGAUGUGUCAUUUGGAGUGCUGGCUUAUUUAAAGGUAAAACAAGGAGUUUGUGGUCCCGCCACAAAUACCGUCUCCGAGUCUGUUGAUGAUGUGCAGGAUUUAAAUGACGAUUUUUAUGUUCUGGAAUUAUGACUGCCCUACUUCUUUUGGACUCAGUAGAUAGUAGUAAUAUUAGCAGAGUCUGUUGAUUUUAUAAAAUGCAUGACAUUUUUAAUAUAUGUUCUAUAAAACAGCAGUUUUCAUGGAUAAGGAUUUUUAAGAAAUAGUCUUUAAUUUUAAUCUUUGAAACAAUUUGUAAAAUUUCUUCACUACUUUAGGAAUGUUGCGGGGAGGGUACACUCAAGAAGAGGUCCAGCAGUUUAACAACUGAAGUAGUUUAUUGCUUUUAUUAAUAAUUAGUCACAAAAAAGGUUUAUAAACAAGGCUGUUGUAUGUAUUUAUUGCUCUUCACUUCCGUACCUAGAUUUUCUGAAGUAGCUUAGUUUUCUUAAUAUAACUUGAUGAGUGGUUACUGAAAAUGCCUUUUUACCCGUCACAAUAUUUUGAAAGAACUUGGUUGACACUGCUUUUCAUUGUGGAUAAAGGAGAGAUGGUCAAUAAUUAAUGGCUCGAAGUAUUGUUGGAGUGGUUUAUCAUUUCUGAAAGUUGUGGUGUCUGAAUUGACUUUCAAAGCAUUGCUUUUCAGAUAAAUAUAUUUUCAAAACUUUAGAAGUAAGUUCUAUUUGGAAUAAUAAUAUGGAAUUAUUUUAAAGGACUUCGAUCAUAUAUACGAAAGUUGAAGAAUGAUUCUAGUGUUAAAUUCUUCUCUUGCUUUUUGAGUUAAGAAUUGUUACAUGCUAGAAUAUGAGGAUAUGAAUAUAAGUAUGAGAAGAAAAAAGAAUAAAGUAGAUUGAGUCUCCAAUUUUAUGUAAGCUUCAGAAGAACUGGUUUGUUUAUGUACAGAGCUUAUGGUUGAAAUAUUUUUCAGGAAUUAUAUGAAUGACAGUCUUCGAACCAAUGUGUUUGUUCGGUUUCAACCAGAGACUAUAGCAUGUGCUUGCAUCUACCUUGCAGCUAGAGCUCUUCAGAUUCCGUUGCCAACUCGUCCCCAUUGGUUUCUUCUCUUUGGUACUACCGAAGAGGAGAUCCAGGAAAUCUGCAUAGAAACGCUUAGGCUUUAUACCAGAAAAAAGCCGAACUAUGAAUUGCUGGAAAAGGAAGUAGAGAAGAGGAAAGUAGCCUUACAAGAAGCCAAAUUAAAAGCAAAGGGAUUGAAUCCUGAUGGAACUCCUGCCCUUUCAACCCUCGGUGGAUUUUCCCCAGCCUCUAAACCAUCCUCACCAAGAGAAGUAAAAACUGAAGAGAAGUCGCCAGUCUCUGUUAAUGUGAAGAUGGUCAAGAAAGAACCUGAGGAUAGACAACAGGCUUCCAAAAGCCCUUACAAUGGUGUAAGAAAAGACAGCAAGAGAAGUAGAAAUAGCAGAAGUGCCAGUCGAUCGAGGUCAAGGACGCGAUCACGCUCUAGAUCACACACUCCAAGAAGACAUUACAAUAAUAGGCGGAGUCGAUCUGGAACGUACAGCUCAAGAUCAAGAAGCAGGUCCCGCAGUCACAGUGAAAGCCCAAGAAGACAUCAUAAUCAUGGUUCUCCUCACCUUAAGGCCAAGCAUACCAGAGAUGAUUUAAAAAGUUCAAAUAGACAUGGUCAUAAAAGGAAAAAAUCUCGUUCUCGCUCUCAGAGCAAGUCUCGGGAUCACUCAGAUGCUGCCAAGAAACACAGGCACGAAAGGGGACAUCAUAGGGACAGGCGUGAGAGAUCUCGCUCCUUUGAGAGGUCCCACAAAGGCAAGCACCAUGGUGGCAGUCGCUCAGGACAUGGCAGGCACAGGCGCUGACCUUUGAGCAUGCAUCAGUUCCUGGUUUUGCCUAUCUCCAAUGUGAUGUAUGGACUCGUAAUCAAAACAUUAAAAGCAAACUGAUUAGGAUUUGAUUUCUUGAAACCCUCUAGGUCUCUAGAAACACUGAGGACAUUUUCUUUUGGAAAGAACUAUGUUAAUUUUUUUUUUUUUUCUUUUUGCACAUUAAAAUGCCCUAGCAGUAUCUAAUUGAAAACCAUGGUCAGGUUCAAUUGUACUUACUAUAGUUGUGUAUUGUUUAUUGCUAUAAGAACUGGAGCGUGAAUUCUGUAAAAAUGUAUCUUAUUUUUAUACAGAUAAAAUUGCAGACAUUGUUCUAUUUAAGUGGUUAUUUGUUUAAAUGAUGGUGAAUACUUUCUUAACACUGGUUUGUCUGCAUGUGUAAAGAUUUUUACAAGGAAAUAAAAUACAAAUCUUGUUUUUCUAAACUGCUUCAAAUACCUUAUUUAAAUAAAUUAUUAAAAACAGCAAAA